AUGAUGCAUCUCCUGGAGUAUAACAGCGAUGGCGAGUUUAAGCUGACGACGUUCUUGGCCGAUGAAAUUCCCCAGAAAUAUGCCAUACUGUCACAUACAUGGGGGCCAGAGGAGGUCGACUUCGAAGAUCUACGAAAUGGUACAGGCAGAAAGAAGAUUGGCUAUGAGAAAAUACGGUUUUGUGGAGAACAAGCAAAACGUGAUGGUUUGCAAUACUUCUGGGUGGACACAUGCUGCAUUGAUAAGUCAAGCAGCGCCGAGCUUACGGAGUCCAUCAACUCCAUGUUUCGCUGGUAUAGCAAAGCAACUAAAUGCUACGUUUACUUAUCGGAUGUGUCUAGUCCUGAUGACAAAAUCGAAGAACUAGCUUGGGAAACGGCGUUUCGAGAAAGCAGAUGGUUCACUCGCGGCUGGACCCUGCAAGAGCUCAUUGCUCCUAAGUCCGUUGAAUUUUUCUCGAACGAAGGGAUUAUUCUGGGCGAUAAGUCAAGUCUAGAACGUCAAAUAUGUGAAACAACGGGCAUCCCUGGGAGAGUUCUUCGAGAAAGUCCUUUGUCUGAUUUUAGUGUCACUGAGCGAAUGUCUUGGGCAGAGCGACGACAGACCACUCGCGAAGAAGAUAGGGCAUAUUCAAUGCUCGGAAUAUUCGAGGUCUACAUGCCACUCAUCUACGGCGAAGGAAAGCAACAUGCAUUUCGUCGUCUCCAGGAAGAGAUUGAUAAACGGUCAAGCAUAUCUAAUGAAGUAAAAUGGACUGAUAUGGAACGCGAGUGUGUACAAGCCCUGCGCACCUCAGACUACGAACAAUUCAAGAACAGGAAUCCAGAUCGACUUGAAGGAACUUGCCAAUGGGUUCUCCAGCAUGACAACUUCAAUACUUGGCAAAAGAGCGAAUCUUCAAGUCUCCUUUGGGUCUCUGCGGAUCCAGGAUGCGGAAAAUCUGUUCUAUCUAAGUCUCUCAUAGAUCAAGAUUUGAAGAGCAAACAAGCGGGUGCCAUGUGCUACUUCUUCUUUAAGGACGACAAUCAAACACAGCAAAAUAUAGCUACCGCGAUUUCAGCAAUCUUGCAUCAGCUCUUUUCGCAGAAUCCAAUGCUCAUCAAAUAUGCCAUGAAAGACUACGAGGCGGAUGGGCACAAACUCCCCGAAUCUUUCCAUACACUCUGGGAUAUUUUUAUCAAAGCGGUGGCUGAUCCGAAGGCUGGAGAGGUUUUUUGUAUUCUAGACGCCCUCGAUGAAUGCGCAGAAGAAGGGCGUUAUCAGAUUAUCAAUGCCGUCAACCAAUUGUAUCAGAAAGCCAAACCCGAAGAAAGCACCUCUCAGCUCAAAUUCUUGAUUACCAGCCGGCCUUAUCUGGAUAUUGAACGGCGUUUAAGCGAUCUUACAUCCAGCUACCCCAAGAUUCGUCUGCAGGGCGAGCAAGAAUACAAUGCAAUCAGUCGUGAGAUCGAUCUCGUUAUCAGGCGGAGAGUUAGGAAACUCAGUUCCGAACUGAGGCUUAAUCAUUUGGAACAGUCAACCCUCGAGGCAGAGCUUCUAAGAACAACCCAUCGAACAUAUCUCUGGUUGACGCUUAUUCUUGAUAUUGUUCGUGGAACAAUUAAUCCCACAAGUCGAAAACUGAGGGCCACUAUCAAUAAUCUUCCGACUACAGUUAACAAAGCUUAUGAAGCAAUCCUCUCCAAGAUUGGGGAAGAUGAAAAACCUCUGGCAUGGAAGUUAUUCCAUAUAAUUGUUGCAGCAGCUCGACCACUCACCCUACAGGAAAUGAAUGUUGCACUAGCCAUCGAUCGCCAACAUCAGUCCUAUAGCGACCUUGAUCUCGACAGUGAAGCAAGAUUUGAAGCUACGGUGAAAAAUAUCUCUGGACUAUUUGUGACUGUGGUGGACCACAAAGUCUACUUAAUCCAUCAGACAGCGAAAGAUUUUCUAUGUACCCAAACCCUUGGCGAUCCCACCAUGGGCUUCAAGAUCAAUCUAGGAGAUGCGCAUGCAGUUCUUGCUGAGAUUUGUCUUCAGUAUCUUACUCUUUCGGAUUUCAAUGUCCCAAUUCAUGAAGGGUUGACCGCUGCCAUCUGGAACCUGACCAGCAAACAUUCUUUGCUAAAAUACGCAGCGGUCAACUGGUCCAUGCACCUGAAACAUUCAGGUAUAUCUUCUGAAUCGAUUCUCUUUCAACAGGAACUGAUGCCGAGGUUGCUCUGGUUCCUCAAUCCGGAAGAAUACCCAUACACGUUCCGAACAUGGCGACAGGUCACUCGUGCGACGCACCCUCUAGAAAGGGCCUUCACCCAUUCGCCUCUUUGUUUCUCUAUCCGGAUGGGUCUACAAGUUCUUGUUGAUAUGUUGCUACCGCAGCUGCUUGAUGUUGACACUCACUUCGAGGACGGCUUCACAUGUCUAACCGCAGCAGCGAGCGGAAACCGUGUUUCCAUCAUUCAGAAACUCCUCGAACUCGGUGCAAACGUUGAUCUUGCGACAAAGGAUCGAGGGCUUACACCACUCCACCUUGCUGCCGGGAAUGCGUGUGAAGAGACGGUGGUAUUACUGCUCUCUGCUGGCGCAUCGCUGCACGCACGCUCAUUAUCCGGAACGACGCCGUUCUAUAGAGCAGCUCGUGGAGGAUCCCUUUGUAUUCUCUCUCUUCUCUAUGACUAUGGAAGUGAAGUCGAUGCUAAAACCUGGGACAACUGGACGCCACUAAUGGAAGCUGUUGAAAAUGGCCACACAAGCGCAACGAAGCUGCUACUGACCUGGGGGGCAAAUCCCUUGAAUCGAAGUAGUUAUGGCUCUACACCUCUUAGUCUAGCAAGCGACCUCUGUAGGAUAGAUAUCCUUGCGAUAUUACAGGCUGCUAUUCAAGAUUUGCCCCAAGACCAUCUAGAUCUAGAGAACAGCAUGGAUCUAACUUCAGAAGGUCUUGUGGACAGCGACUCUGAUCCAAAUGGCGCGGAGUGGAUCCCUUGGAAUUAUUGA
Messenger RNA from Glarea lozoyensis ATCC 20868, 2976 nucleotides. Its product is annotated as Ankyrin repeat-containing protein. The transcript has 2 exons. NCBI's taxonomy places the organism in Eukaryota, Fungi, Ascomycota, Leotiomycetes, Helotiales, Helotiaceae. The record is from RefSeq and is a predicted model, not a curated record. Gene Ontology annotation, molecular function: protein binding. The coding region runs from base 1 to 2976 and encodes 991 amino acids.